AUGAGUGAAUUAAGUGAUGCUGAGAAGCGUCGAAUCCUUAAGGAGAGAAGACAGAAGAAGUUCGGCAGUGGUGGCGGAACCAAUAGAUUGAAUAAAAUCACCGGUCAGGCUGACAGCCUCAUGAGCACUGAAUCCACACUGGACCAAAGAGAAAGGACUCCAGAAGCAGCUAUCAACACCAGACAGAAUGAAGCUGGAAAUAACCAAUCUACCACUGAUAACAAUCCACAAGUAUCACUCCUCAAACAGCUGGCAGAGCAAGAUCGCCAAGAGGGCAGUGAAGCACCACCAGAUUUGAUGUCAAUGCUUCAAUCAAUGACUGGCGGUGAUGCAAAGAAUGGAACACCACCUACGUUGGGAACACCACCGGCACCUGUUGAUCAAUCUAUGUUAGAUUACCACAAUUAUUUGGUCAAUAGAUUGAAAGCAUGGUCUAUCAUCAUAAAAUGGAUAGUAUUACUGCCUUACAUGUAUGUGGUUACACACGAUGUGCCUUUGUCGUUACCAUUUGGGCUUAUGGAUUCUUCCAAUUUCUUCUCUGUAUUGAUGGGAUUUGAAAUCGUGGCUACUUCCAUAUACUACAAGAGAUUGCAAUCAAUUGAAAAGGGCACUAGUGUGAAUACAAUGAUGCAUGGUAGUAUGAUUGCCAAAUUAAUCUCAUUAAUUCCUGAUCAAGCACCUCAACAGAAAAAUUUGAAAUCACGUCUUUUCACUUUAUUACAGUAUUGGGACGUUGUGUCAAUGUUAAUUACAGAUAUAUGUUUUGUACUUGUCGUACUGGGAAUAUUUACUCAUAUAUAA
Molecule: messenger RNA, 801 nt
Organism: Zygosaccharomyces rouxii
Lineage: Eukaryota; Fungi; Ascomycota; Saccharomycetes; Saccharomycetales; Saccharomycetaceae
Gene: GET2
Product: GET complex subunit GET2
Exons: 1
Coding region: 1-801 (266 amino acids)
Biological process (GO): retrograde vesicle-mediated transport, Golgi to endoplasmic reticulum; protein insertion into ER membrane
Cellular component (GO): GET complex
Source: RefSeq, a predicted model, not a curated record